AAACUGACAUGUAUCAUCCAGACCCUUGGCCUACUAUGCCCAGUAUGCAGACGUUAGAGACACUAGUGGAAACACUAUAUCCUGUUAUAAACAUGUAAUAUUUUUGUUCUUGGGGGAACGACCACUCUGUAGGUAGUAUGUCUGCCCUGCGCUGACUGACUCUGAUUAUCGUGGAAGUGAAAGCGUUUAUGUUAAAGAGGGUGUGAAUGGUAAUAAAGUCAUUGCCGUCACCAAGCAACGGGGACGCAUAUUUGCACCUGCUGCACUGCGGCACCGGAAGAGCACGAGCAAACGUAGGAGAGAUUGGACAACUAGGUCUUACCAUUAGAAAUGAUAGGCCCGUCUAAGCUUUUACAGCUAAGCUGUUCCCUCCCUAGGCGUUGCUAUGAUUGCGUCUCUUAGCCGUCUGUCAAUUUGCCGCUGUGUCAGUUUUAUGAGAUGAUGGGAGGAGGAUGCCCGCUGCUGCAGUAGAUAGUUAGAUUUUGUGUUCAACACUGAAUUAUUGUAGAUGUCUCUGUUAACUACCAUACUGCGAUGCUACUUGAAGUUAGCUAGCUAGCUAAUGAUUGCUCAAAUUGUUUUCAACUCAUCAGCUGAAACGACGAAAGCCUCCACUGACUCAAAGACUAAAACAACAGUGAAGUAAUGAUUAGAGAACCUGCCCUCCACAUCAGUGCACCGACGAAGGAAGGUUAUCUGAUGACAGCAGCCGACAGAAGAGGGGAGUCGUUGCAUUAAAAGAAUCACAAGAGUAUGCAAAAUGAGUCGUCUGUGCUCAGUCAACAACAAUUUCCCCAAUGACAACAGCACACUGGCCCUGGACAUGGUACUCAGCUCACUGUGGGCAAUGCCACAGCCCAUUAACUGGGAAAGUGUGGCUAAGCUGGUCCCUGGUUUCACACCAAAGGAGUGUGCGCGGAGGUUUGAGGAGCUGAAAAGCACUGGUAGUUUCCCUCUCGUGGAUGAGCAGUGUAACCCUCUGACAGUAGGGGGGGGCUCACCGUCAGACACCCUCUCCUCCUACAUCAAAUCCUCUUUGUUGGAGCUCACGGGAGACACAGGAGACGCACGAGCCAUCCAGAGCACUAUCUCAGUUUCAGGGCUAAGUGUGAUGCCCCCUGGGAGGGGGUCAGCGGCUGAGAAUGAGAGCGUGGUGACCUCAGAAGGGGGCGAGAAGGUGAACGGAGGGAAGAGGGGUCCAAACAUGGUCAUCCACGUGUGCGACGAGGCUAAGAACCUGAAGCAGGAUUUUGGGUGCCCCCGGGACCUCCUGAUCAGCGAGAUGCGCUACUUCGCUGAGUAUCUGUCGGUGGACUCCCAGCGCUGGGAGGAGGUGGAUAUCUCGGUGCACUGUGACGUGCAGAUCUUCGACUGGCUCAUGAACUACGUCAAGAGGAACACAGACCCUGAGACUCACCACGAGAAGCCCAAACUUGAACCCAGCAAUGUGAUCUCAAUCCUGAUCUCCUCCGAAUUCUUGAAGAUGGAUACAUUAGUUGAGGAUUGCAUUCAGUUCUGUCACGAAAACAUGACCGCCAUCGUAGCAACGCCAUGCAAUAUGAACUGCAUCAACAGCAACCUGGCUGCACGCAUAGGCGACCUGUUCAGUCACAACGACGCAGAUGAGAUCAAGGACAAAAAGGACAAAUUCAAAAGCAAAUUAUUUCAGAAGAAAAUUGAGAGGCUCUUCGACCCUGACCACGAGAACCCCGAUUCGCCAGGGAACGCUGCCACUCUGUACAGGUGUGGUCUCUGCCUCAAACUACUAACCAAGAACACUGAGAGACAGAUCACCUGUGUACCAGGGAGAAUCAACAUUGACCCUCAUGGCAACAUCAUAUACUCUCACACCAGACACAAGGGCUGGGAGGUCCACGAUUUCCUGAAUGGUUUGUAUGAGGAGCUGAAGUCGUGGGUGCUGGUCUACUGGAGGAUCUGGGGAACCAUCAACUCCCUCUCCUGCUCUUGUUGUAAACAGAAAUUUUUAUGCACUGAGCUGUCCCACUGUACAUAUCACCCCGAGGCGGUGGUGUACGCGGGCAUGGGGGCAGAGCAGGCCUGGCACGGCACGGGCAUCUACCCCUGCUGCAACCAGAGAGUGCUGCGCUUUGACCCCACAUGCAUGCCCAAGGGUUGUAAGAUGCGGGAUCAUGUGGUUAGUGCCGCAGACAGUGGUGACUGCAGUGGCCAUCCGGUGAACACGGCAGAGGCACGGCUGCUCAAUGACCUUCUGCUUCACAGGGAUGCUGUAUGCGUGACCCUCACCCCACAACCUGAGAGUCCUGUGGAGUCCCCUCCUGCGGGAGAGAAACCAACAGACUGCGAUAUCCUUUUGGAACCUGGCGUCCUCUCCUGCCUCAGACCGGGAGAGAUCACUGCUUUUUCACUGCUGAAAAACUGGAGUCUGCAGCUGGUUUGUCGUUCACAGUCUCUGCUCUCUGAGGAUGAGGACUACACCACCGGCUCAGAGGUCACUGAAGAUGAGGUCGGGGAUGAAGAGGAGGUUUCAAAGAAGCAAGCUGCGAAGAAGGCAAGGAAAGCAAACAGACCACUGAAGAGGCAGGUGUCCUCACCCAGCUUUCAGCGCAAAGAGAAGAGUGCAGAGAAGGCUGCCUCACGAGAUUCCACUCCAUUUACUGUCAGCAUUCAAAAGAGCAAAUGGGACAGCGCCCGAUCCAUGCGGUUCAACCAGGACGCUCAGAGAGAAGACGAUCAGCGGAGGAUGGUGGACAUUAUUGGACAUCUCACAAAGCUGAGGUUUGGUGACUUAGAACAGAGCAAAUCCAAGGACGUGAAAGAGUAUGCAGGAGGGAUAUACUCCAGGCUUGAAGCUCAGUUCAGGAGUGCCUCCCAGGGAAGUGGACGACAUAGUAGCUCAGAGAAGGCUCACAGAGCAAAGUUACGCUUCGGGCAAUCAAGACCAACAUAAGAGCUCCAGUACGUGGACUGGAGAAGAAAACAAGACCCUCAGCAAAGUACAGUCCAGCAGGGCCCUCCAGAACCCCCACCCGACAUCUCUCCUCCUGCUCCCGUUCAGCUCCAGAACCGCUCCAAGGCCCACUGUGGCGUUGUCUGGUUCCGGUACACUUCUGGACCCAGGUCCCCAGCCUGCUUGGUCUGCGGUAGCUUAGGUCGUCCUCCUCAUCACCUGACGUAUCUGUGGCUCUAUAGGCCCAGCUCACGUGCCUAUGACUGAUCACCUUUAUUGCGUUCCCUUUUACCUCAUCCAUCUCCGUGCAAGGAUUUAGUAUUUUGCUGAGGGGCCAGCGCUGUGGCGACAUGAAUGAAGGAAUGGUGAAUCUUGAUGGUCAAAUGCCUGAUUCCAUCACUACCUCCUUGUGGCAUGUAGACUUAGACCAUUUGUGCAACACUGAGGCCAAAUAGAAUUAAAAAAUAAAGUAUUAUCAAAGCUAAAA
Messenger RNA from Clupea harengus (Atlantic herring), 3416 nucleotides. It is a transcript of the gene sanbr, whose product is annotated as SANT and BTB domain regulator of CSR. NCBI's taxonomy places the organism in Eukaryota, Metazoa, Chordata, Actinopteri, Clupeiformes, Clupeidae. The record is from RefSeq and is a predicted model, not a curated record.